Molecule: messenger RNA, 634 nt
Organism: Uranotaenia lowii
Lineage: Eukaryota; Metazoa; Arthropoda; Insecta; Diptera; Culicidae
Exons: 2
Coding region: 328-633 (101 amino acids)
Source: RefSeq, a predicted model, not a curated record
AGACUAAUCUACUUUACAGUUUAAAAAAAUUAAAACACCUUUGAAUAUUUCAAUUACAUUUCAACUAUAGUUACCUAGUUCAAAAUUUACUAAAAAUAUGAAUCUUAAUCGAUCAAUUGGAAGAACUCUAAAAAAACUUAAGGCCCAUUCUAUAAGUAAACGAGCACAAUAAUUUUCCCCGUACAAACCGUGGGCCAUUUUAGAAAUUCCGCAUCUGUGAAUUUGUUAAUUAGACAUCGUUGGGAUCCACUGGUAAUAUAAAAGCGAUACAAUUCAAAUCAAGCAGCUUAGUCUGACAGAGAAAUCUAACGAUCGCAAAUCGUGACAAUGUCUUCGAUAAAGUUAUCAUAUUUGAUAUGUUGUCUGCUGAUCAGCUUGAUAGUAACUGGUACGAAAUCUUCAGCAUAUGCUGAACAACGUGAAUUAAGUGAAAAGGGAAAUGACAUUGAAAGACGAGCAGCACUAGUGAAAAGAGAUCUUAGUCCGCCGCCUGCAUUCGAAGUGGAAGAGGCAGAGGAAGGUUUUCCCGAUCAAACCGAUGACGAUAACGAUGACGAGGAAGAGCCUAAGGAAGAAGAACGUCCUGUAAAUAGUGAUCCUUGGACGGGUGAAGUUCAGCAACCGCAUUGGUGAU